AGAUUUCACAGAUAAACCCACAAUAUUCGCUGCAGAACUUGUUGAAGGAAAGUCUGUGAACAUAAAAUGCGUCUUCAACACCACGUGUAAUGGAACUUCACCCACCUUAACCUGGGUCACCCCCACGGAUAUCCCACCAUCAGUCUCAAGCAGUGUAACUCAGUGGCACAACACUCUGACAUAUACUUCUGUCCUGACCAUGACACCAGCGCUCAAACACCACGGGCAAAGUCUCACCUGCAGAGUCAGAUACCCAUCUGUUUCAUCGGAGCAGACCCUCACACUAACUGUGCAGUACGCCCCACAGGAUUUCUCAAUCACUUCUACCAACAGUGUGAACAAUUCCUGGGUGAAUAUGAAGGAAGGGAUUCCUACAUCGAUCCUCUGCUCCGUCCAGAGUUUCCCAGUGUCUAAUCUAACGUGGAGACAUCUCGGUGUCACACUGAACACAACAAGUUCCAACAAUGAACUGUGGCUGGUGUUUCCACAAGUGACACCCCAGCAGGCCGGAGACUAUCAGUGUGUGGCAAAGAAUAAACACGGGACAGCGGAGAGGGCAGUGACCCUCACUGUGGAAUAUGCCCCACAGAAUCUCUCAAUCACUUCUACCAACAACGUGAACAAUUCCUGGGUGAAUAUGAAGGAAGGGAUUCCUACAUCGAUCCUCUGCUUCGUCCAGAGUUUCCCAGUGUCUAAUCUAAAAUGGAGACAUCUCGGUGUCACACUGAACACAACAAGUUCCAGCAAUGAACUGUGGCUGGAGUUUCCUCAGGUGACCCCCCAGCAGGCUGGAGUCUAUCAGUGUGUGGCGGAGAAUGAACACGGUACAGCGGAGAGGGCCAUCACCCUCACUGUGGAGUAUAAGCCUGAGAUUUCUCGGGACUCAGGAUGCACUCGGACCCCCGAGGUCAUCACAUGUGUGUGUGCGGCCAGAUCAAACCCACCCGGAGAGCUCACCUGGCACCUCCCCCUCGCCAACCUCAGCGGGAACCAGACGCACGGUCGUUUCCAGACGUGGCAGGUGGCAGACGGGCAGCUGGUGACUGGCUCGCUGACCUUGGGUGUGGGCGAGGGAGAGGGGGAUGUGACCGCCCUCUGUACUGUCCGAAACCAACAUGGAGAGGUCAUGUUCGCAGUGUCCCUGUGGAUGAAAGCUGAGGGAGAGUCAUGCAAGAUUCCAAUCAUCUCAUUGGCUGUGAGAGGAGUUCUCGUUCUUCUUGCAUCAGUGGCUGUGAUUUGGUUAGUUAAAUCCUACUGGAAAACUGACAAGUACCCAGUCUCCGACCUGCUCCUGUAUCUGAAGGUUUAUGCGGAUGGUCCCCUUGAGUUUCUGGACACUGGGGAUCCCCAGGAUGUUGAUGGUGGGGGGACAGCAUCAGGAUUGUCAUUGAAUGUGGGGCCAUCGCUGAGAAGAUGGGUGUCCAUCGCGCUGGGGACCACCACAGGGGGUGAAGUAGAUCACCUGCUGGGACGGGUGUCCAUCGUGCUGGGGACCACUGCAGGAGGUGAAGUAGAUCACCUGCUGGGACGGGUGUCCAUCGUGCUGGGGACCACUGCAGGAGGGUGA
Messenger RNA from Hypanus sabinus (Atlantic stingray), 1567 nucleotides. RefSeq names its product myelin-associated glycoprotein-like. NCBI's taxonomy places the organism in Eukaryota, Metazoa, Chordata, Chondrichthyes, Myliobatiformes, Dasyatidae. Bases 200 to 1567 code for a protein of 455 amino acids. The record is from RefSeq and is a predicted model, not a curated record. Gene Ontology annotation, cellular component: cell-cell junction. Gene Ontology annotation, molecular function: cell adhesion molecule binding. The transcript is spliced from 7 exons. Gene Ontology annotation, biological process: cell-cell adhesion.